This is a messenger RNA of Vitis riparia (riverbank grape), 1645 nucleotides long. RefSeq names its product SKP1-like protein 1A. Lineage: Eukaryota; Viridiplantae; Streptophyta; Magnoliopsida; Vitales; Vitaceae. Gene Ontology annotation, molecular function: cullin family protein binding. Bases 93 to 1397 code for a protein of 434 amino acids. Gene Ontology annotation, biological process: SCF-dependent proteasomal ubiquitin-dependent protein catabolic process. Gene Ontology annotation, cellular component: cytoplasm; nucleus. The record is from RefSeq and is a predicted model, not a curated record. The transcript has 5 exons.
AUAGGGGUCGGCCGUCAAGUUCCUUAUUUCCUAUCAUAUCAAUUUACUCUUUGAGAGUCCUAGGGUUAGGGUUUCGAACCAGAACUCGAAUCAUGGCUUCUUCAAAGACGAUCACUCUCAGAAGCUCUGACGGCGAGGCCUUCGACCUCGAGGAGGUGGUGGCGGUGGAGUCUCAGACGAUCAAGCACAUGAUCGAGGACGGAUGCGCCGACAAUGCGAUUCCGUUGCCGAACGUCACCAGCAAGAUCCUUGCAAAGGUGAUCGAGUACUGCAAGAAGCACGUUGAAACUCCUAAGGCGGAGAAAAACGCCGUCAAUGAUGAACUCAAGGGCUGGGCUGCUGAUUUCUUCAAAGACGAUCGGGCCACCUUCUUUGACCUCAUCAAGGCCGCAGACUACCUACAUAUCAAGAGCCUGUUGGAUUUGGCCUGCCAAACGGUUGUUGACAUGACCAAGGAAAUGUCUCCGGCCGAAAUUUGCGAGAUAUACGUCUCGAUCAAGGAGAAGUCUCUUGAAAAAAUUUUCGAGAGAUACAACAUCAAGACUGGACUCACUCUCAAAAGCUCAGACAGCGAGAUCUUCGACCUCGAUGUGGCGGUGGCGACGGAGUCGCGGAAGAUCAAGCGCAUGAUCAGGGACAGACGCGCCAACAAUGCGAUUCUGGAUCUGAACGUCACCAGCAAGAGCCUUGCAAAGGUGAUCGAGUACUGCAAGAAGCACGCCGUCAAUGAUAAACUCGAGGAUUUCGUCAAAGUCGAUCGGACCACCCUCUUAGACCUCAUCAAGGCAGCAAACUAUCUAGGUAUCAUGAGCCUGUUGGAUUUGACCUGCCAAACAGUUGCUGACAUGAUCAAGGAAAUGUCUGGGAACGAAAUUUGCGAGAUUCACUUAUUGAUCAAGGAAAGGUCUCUUGAAAAAAUUUGCAAGAUAUACAACAUCAAGACUAAACUCACUCUCCAAAGCUCUGACGGCAUGUUCUUCUACGUCGAUGUGGCGGUGGCGAUGGAGUCACAGACGAUCAAGCACAUGAUCGAGGACAGAUGCGCCGACAAUGCGAUUCCGUUGCCGAACGUCACCAGCAAGAUCCUUGCAAGGGUGAUCGAGUACUGCAAGAAGCACGUUGAAACUCCUAAGGCGGAGGAACACGCCGUCAAUGAUGAACUCAGGGCUUGGGAUGCUGAUUUCGUGAAAGUCGAUCAGGCCACCCUCUUUGACCUCAUCUUGGCAGCAAACUAUCUAGAAAUCAAGAGCCUGUUGGAUUUGACCUGCCAAACAGUUGCUGACAUGAUCAGGGGAAAGACUCCGGAGGAAAUUCGCAAGACAUUCCUGAGAAAGCAUGACUUCACUCCGGAGGAAGAGGAGGAGGUCCGGAGAGAGAACCAAUGGGCAUUUGAGUAAGGAGGAUGUCCAGAGUGAGAACCAAUGGGCAACCGAGUAAAGAAUUAGGAUGCUAGUUUCCUUAGUGUUCUUACCUUUACUUUGUACAUAAGGGUUGGUUCUGCAAUCAACCCAGGUUACCUCAUGGGGAUUUACCUUGACUUUUUUUGUAUAGAACCUAGUUUUUUGUAUUAUUUUCAAAUAUGCUUGGAUGGUUUCCUACUAAAUGGGUCUCAUUUCUCAACAUUAUAUGAUAUAUGCUUGGCCCA